CUCGAGCGGGAAGUACCGUCGCUCUUGCUAUAUAUCACCGUUUCCAUAGUAUUCAUAUGUUACCCUUGAACACUAUAUAUAUUGAAGGAAGUGGAAUUAAGACAGUGGUGGUAAUUGUGGUAGUGUGUGUUAAUAGUGAUGGUGGUGGUAAGGGUGAUGCUGGGUCGACGAUACAGGGAUUGAGGAGAUUAAGGAACAGCAAUAAAAGAAGAGAGAAUUUGACCUCAGUUGUGUAUAUUCAACCGAUAUCCUCGAGCCGCUAUUUUAAAUUAAACUGAAAAACAAAAUGCAACGGACAGUUUUUUAACGAGAGAUGAUCAGAAAGCUUACAAAACUCAUUAGAGUAAUAAGACUGUAACUUCCAUGUUGAGAGGCGUUACUUAAAGACCAGUAACGUAACCAUGUUAUGACUCGUUACUGCUGCAAACUGUAUCCCGGGCAUCGUUUUGUAACUAUGAGACUAAGGCGACAGAAGGGGCGGGUUCUUCUGAUGGCACUGACAGGCACCUCGCUGUUGUUGUUCAUCCUCAACCAGUCAAACCUCACCAUUCCAGUUAGGCCCGGCUCAGAGCACCCACCACCAUCUUCUGCCAUUUACGAGAACCAGGACACAACCCUGAGGAGCACAACUUUGAGAGAUGAAGCCCAACGAGAUGCGGCGAACCUUGUCUUCAGCCACCUGCAGGCUUCUCCAUCCCGCCAAGAUCCAGAAAAAGAGACAGGUGAGAAAGAGGAAGUGGGGAAAAGAGAUGAUACAUGGCAUAAAGUGGACAUGCAGCAUGGAGAAGAAGCAAGACCAAGAGAGGCUGAUGUUCUUGGGGAGAAAUUAAGUGAAAAUGAAGUUUCAGAAGAAGAGGUAGAUCAACACAAGGCAGAAGAAGUAGAUCAACACAAGGCAGAAGAAGUAGAUCAAUACGAGGAAGAAGAGGUUAUAAAGGAAUCAAACCCUAAUGUGGCUAAAAAAAAUGAGCCCAGUCCUGACACAGGUCGAGAAGAGAUAGCAGGUAUAAGAGAAGGAGCAUCUGGUAAAAAGAUAUUUCCUGCAACAAGGGAGGGGAAGAUACAAGCCAUUCUGUCAAAGCAACGAGAGCAACUAGCAAAAUCUAUGAUAGACUACAAAUUCCACCCUGAAAUUAAGGCAAAGAGCAUGGAUGAUCUUGUAAUGGAGAAGGGAGGCAAUCCUGUCCGCAGCCUGGUCAUCACAACAUGGCGUUCGGGGUCCACUUUUAUUGGUGAGGUACUGCAGACCCACCCUGCCACCUACUACCACUAUGAACCACUUCUGGACUUUGGCAUCACCCAAGUGCGAUAUGGGAAGGUUGCAGAGCUGGCAGUCCACAAUUUGCGAAAUCUUCUCACUUGCAACUACACUGACAUGGAGAACUACCUGAAUUAUGGGCCAGAACACCCAUAUCUGUUCAUGCACAACAAACCACUGUGGAAUUACUGCGCCUCGUUUCCAAAUCUGUGCUGGAAGCCUGAUUUCCUGACACCGUUCUGCAGACUUUUUCCAUUCCAGUCCCUCAAGACAGUCAGACUCCGACUUAAUCUCACAAAGGAGUUUCUUGAGGAUAAAACACUGGGCGUGCAGGUGCUACUGCUGGUGCGUGACCCUCGAGGUACCCUACAGUCCCGCCACCACCGAAAGUGGUGCCCAGGUUACCCUGACUGUGACAACCCUGCCAGGCUUUGUAAUGACAUGAUCAGUGAUUACAACACUGCCCAUGUUUUCAGGAGAAGAUUUCCACAUUCUUUCAGAGUCAUUCGUUAUGAAGACCUUUCUUUCCAAGCUUAUAACAUGACUAAAGAACUGUUUAACUUCUUCCACCUCAACUAUCAUCCUAAUGUGCAAAAGUUCCUGGACACACACACUAAGCAGAAGUAUGGAGGGGUUUCUAGUACUUUUCGUGACUCUAAAACGGCUCCAGUCCACUGGCAGCAAGACUUGUCUUGGGAAGAGGUUGAGAUAAUCCAGAAAGUGUGCCUUAAAGCAUUGACAGUGUGGGGUUAUGAGAUUGCUAAAAAUGAAACACAUCUUCGGUCAUUCAUGCCAGUUGGCAAGUUAAAAAAUGGCUUGUAUUGAGUUAUUUAACAAGGAAUCAAAAAUUUUUUUUGGAAUUUUGGUGUACUGACUUUUGAAAAUUUGUGAAAUGAAUGUUAACUUUCAA
Homarus americanus (American lobster) is the source of this 2168-nucleotide messenger RNA. Its product is annotated as carbohydrate sulfotransferase 4-like. Bases 407 to 2083 code for a protein of 558 amino acids. Gene Ontology annotation, biological process: N-acetylglucosamine metabolic process; sulfur compound metabolic process. Lineage: Eukaryota; Metazoa; Arthropoda; Malacostraca; Decapoda; Nephropidae. The transcript is spliced from 10 exons. Gene Ontology annotation, molecular function: N-acetylglucosamine 6-O-sulfotransferase activity. The record is from RefSeq and is a predicted model, not a curated record.